AAAUUCAUUUGAAAUCAUUUUCAAUGAUUGGAGAAGAUUCCUAACAAGCAUUCAAAUAACAGAAAAUCAAAGUUUCCCUCCUUAUUUCUCUAUCUAUACUCUGCAACUCUCGUGAUUCUCAUUUAUUUCCUUUCCCCAUCUGUUCACCACUCUCUGUUCCCACCAUUAUCAAUGUCAACCCAAUCUUGGUCCCUCCAGCCACCAAACCUCCUUCCUUUUUAAAUUCCCUCUCCUAUCUCAAACCUCAGAACCCAUUCAAUGGAAGACGGCCAUGGACACUCGCGGAGGAGAAGGGGAGAUGGUUGCAUAGUCGUCCAGUGUUACACGCCUAGGAGGGUCGUGUCUCGGUUGCUUUCUGGCCUCAGAAGUUCCAAGGGGAAGAGACAGGCAGGGGAGGUACAAGAUGAAGCAGAUAAGGGAGGGAACCAUUUGGCACGGUGUUCAACGAAACGCAUCAACGAUAGUGGGCUGUUGGAUAGAAAGCCAGAAACCAAUAGAUUUGAACCACAAAGCAGAGAAGCACCUUUGGAAAUGGGGAUAGGCUCAUUCUUGCUGUAUCUUGUAGUUGCAAGUAAAACUGAGCUAGACAAAAUGGCAAACCUGAGAAGGCAAAUGGAGAUGCUUCUUCUAAACGCAAAAGAAGAGUUGCAGAAGAAUGAUGCAUAUGCAAAAGAGGCAGCAAGGGGUGGUAACCAGUUUUCUCCUCAAGUCAUUUCGAAUUUGGCAUCAUCGAUUUUCGAAGGGUCAUCAACAAGUGUUCUUCAAGAGGAGAACUCUGAAUGCGAGGUCUCAAAACCAGAGGAUAGACAUACAAAGGAUCAGAUUCAAAGGCAACACAAACUUAAAGACAAGGAGAAUCAUGUACCAGAGAUGGUGACAGAUGAAAGAUAUGGAGUAUGUCCUUACGAACUUGAGAAGAAGCUGCAUGAACUACUAGAGACAAGGCAGCAAGAAGAGUUACUGAAGCUUGAAACUGCUCUGAGUCGCGUUGAGCGCAGACUAGAGGAGAAAGAAACCGAGGUUUCAUGGUGGAAAGACGCAGCCCGCUUGCUUGCUCAGCGUGUUCCUGAAUCUUCUCGAGCUGGACUAGAAUGGUGCAACAACCCGGAAUCUGCUUCCGUAACAUGUUCUGAAGACUUUGGUCCAGUUUCACCUAGAUGAUCUUGUAUAAGAGAAAAUUUCUAUAGCUAUGCUGUCACAAGAGCUUGUAUGAUGAGAGUUCUUUAGUGUUUGUGUGAAGUUUGCUUUUGAGUUACACACUAGCUGUCCCUGUCUCGUACAUGGCGUAGAUAUCACUGAAAUAACUAUCUAAUUAGUAUAAUUGCAAUGUUAUCUGUAUCAGAUCAAGCUCCUCUAAAAUUCUACACAAAGGCCUUUUCAGAA
This is a messenger RNA of Raphanus sativus (radish), 1383 nucleotides long. RefSeq names its product protein POLAR LOCALIZATION DURING ASYMMETRIC DIVISION AND REDISTRIBUTION. The transcript has 3 exons. Gene Ontology annotation, biological process: asymmetric cell division. Bases 259 to 1161 code for a protein of 300 amino acids. Lineage: Eukaryota; Viridiplantae; Streptophyta; Magnoliopsida; Brassicales; Brassicaceae. The record is from RefSeq and is a predicted model, not a curated record.